Psammomys obesus (fat sand rat) is the source of this 2754-nucleotide messenger RNA. RefSeq names its product solute carrier family 35 member F3 (gene Slc35f3). The transcript is spliced from 8 exons. Bases 1 to 1473 code for a protein of 490 amino acids. Gene Ontology annotation, cellular component: membrane. Gene Ontology annotation, biological process: thiamine transport. Lineage: Eukaryota; Metazoa; Chordata; Mammalia; Rodentia; Muridae. The record is from RefSeq and is a predicted model, not a curated record.
AUGGGGAUCCGAGAGUUUCCCGGCGGCGCUCCCAGGGCCAAGAGCAUCGCUGUUGGCAUGAGGAGGUCACCGGACGUCAGCCCGCGGAGACUGUCCGACAUCAGCCCUCAGCUCCGUCAGCUCAAGUACCUGGUGGUGGAUGAGGCCAUCAAGGAGGACCUGAAAUGGUCGCGCUCGGUGGAGGACCUCACCGGCGGGCCCGCGGGGCUCACGUCCAUCGAGGAGCGGAUCCUGCGCAUCACGGGCUACUACGGCUACCAGCCCUGGGCGACCAGCUACAAAAGGGAGGAGCGCCCCCGGGAGCCCCCGGGCCCUGCAGAGGCCCAGGCGCCGGCUGGGACGGAGGCCGGCGGGAGGAGCGCCCGGCACCGCUGGACAUGUUCCCGGGAGUGGCUCAGGAAGGCCUUCUGGGGCGUGGCCGUCGUGUUCUGUGUGUGCGCCUCCUGGGCCGGCUCCACGCAGCUCGCCAGGCUGACGCUCAGGACCUUCGACGCACCCUUCACCCUCACCUGGUUUGCCACCAACUGGAACUUUCUGUUCUUCCCGCUGUACUACGCGGGGCACGCGUGCAAGUCCACAGAGAAGCAGUCUGUGAAACAGAGAUACAGGGAAUGCUGUCGGUUUUUUGGAGACAACGGCCUGACUCUGAAAGUGUUCUUUACCAAGGCAGCUCCUUUUGGUGUCCUGUGGACUCUCACAAACUACCUGUACUUACACGCAAUAAAGAAGAUAAACGCCACAGACGUCUCUGUUCUCUUCUGCUGCAACAAGGCCUUUGUUUUCCUGCUGUCAUGGAUCGUUCUCAGGGACAGAUUCAUGGGCGUGAGGAUUGUGGCCGCCAUCCUCGCCAUCGCAGGCAUUGUCAUGAUGACCUACGCGGAUGGCUUCCACAGUCACUCGGUGACGGGUAUAGCCCUCGUGGUGGGCUCUGCGUCUAUGUCGGCCCUCUACAAGGUUCUGUUCAAGCUGCUGCUGGGCAGCGCCAAGUUCGGGGAAGCGGCCUUGUUCCUGUCCAUCCUGGGCGUGUUCAACAUCCUCUUCAUCACCUGCAUCCCCGUGGUCCUGUACUUCACCAGGGUGGAGCACUGGGACUCCUUUGACGACAUCCCGUGGGCAAACCUCUGCGGGUUUUCCCUUCUCCUGCUGACAUUCAAUAUUGUAUUAAAUUUUGGAAUCGCUGUCACGUACCCCACACUGAUGUCUCUUGGAAUUGUCCUCAGUGUCCCCGUGAAUGCAGUGGUCGACCACUACACCAGUCAGAUAGUCUUCAACGGGGUCCGGGUCAUCGCCAUCGUCAUCAUCGGCCUGGGCUUCCUCCUGCUGCUGCUCCCAGAAGAGUGGGAUGUUUGGCUGAUCAAGCUGCUCACCCGCCUCAAGGUGAGGAAGAAGGAGGAGACAGCAGAGACCAGCGGGGAUGCGGGCACCGGCGCCCAGAGCAGGAGCAGAAGAGCCCGGCCGUCCCUCGCUCGCUGAGACCACCCCUCGAGGACUCUGGGACGCCCCCGUGGUAACGCUUUUGAGCUCUGCUCCUGAGGAAGGAGCCUCAGCUGGGCGAGGUGUACAUAAGUGUACAGUUUUGGUAAUCCGCAGUAAGUUCUACGGUAUUUAUUGGCAUGUCCAAUUUGCUUGCACUUUUCCACAUCAGACCUUCCACUUAAGGGUACCAAUUCAAAACGAAAGAGAAAAGAACCUCUCAGUGCUUCUUCAAUGAAUGUAAAGUGGGGUACAGUGAGCCUCGCAGCGAUUGCUUCAGAGGACAGGCCGGCUGGACAAGCCAGGGCAAAAACUCUGCCUCUCAGCAUCUGAAAAUGACAUUGUACACUGUGAUUAUUUUUCAGCUAUAGUAGGUCAUAUUUUGUUUUAUACCAGAACUGUAUACUUAACUUUAAGGAAUUUCAAUGAACCAAAAGAUAAUGUCAGUUAAUCCGGAUGGAUGGAUGGAUGGAUGCAUGGAUGGAUGGAUGGAUGGACAUGUGGAUGGAUGGAUAAGCAUUCAGAUGGAUAGACAGGUGGUGGACAGAUGGGUGGAUGGGAGGGAAGAGGGAGGUGAAGCAGUAAAGGGUGAUGGACAGGAAGAUAAAUGGAGGACAGACCUGCGCAGGUCACAUGAUAGAAAACAGAAACGUGAGUGUGCUGGCCUGCCCUGGUGUCUUCAGAGGACCCCAAGGAGAACCUAGUGCCUUCUAUAGCCCCUCCGUCCUUCCCUGUGCAAAGCGAGGUGACAUCGCAUGUCCCUGGCGCUGUCUUAUGAUUUAGAUGUAGAAAUCUUAAAAAAAAAAAAAAAAAAAACACAAAUUCUGUGUGUCUAUGUGUGUACAAGCGACAAAGCUGGUGGCCGGUGUGUUUGGAAGGCAGUUGGCCAUGUGUGGCAUGCCCAGCAGCUGCGCUGGGGGAGGAAAUGCUGGUGGCCUUCACUUCCAGACCAAGAGGAAAUGGCAUUUGCCGAGUCUGGAAAACCUUAAGAAACCUUAGGCCGGCUGUUUCCUCACGCCAUUUAGGUCUGCCAGAACUUCUAUCUGUGACAGAUCCGUGCAGAGGGACCACGGCUAGAGUUUACCAUAUUUGAAGUUUACAUUGUUACCUACAAAUGGGAACCUGAUUUUGAAACGGUGUCAUAUCCCAAUGGUGCACUCUGGAACCACGGAGUCUUUCGUUUCCUGGGGGAAAGGGGCACUCAUGACCUGAACUUUUUAGCCAGUUACUACCCUCAGUUUCCAUUACUUGUUUGGCCAAAUAGAUUAAUAAAAUAUUUGA